AUUAAAGGGGGCCGAAAUGUCAAUGAAUUGACGGGAGUAUGCGCCUAGACACUGACAGACAGCCAGGCAUGGCUCAAAAGCUGGUGAUAAUCGACACAGACUGUGGGAUAGAUGACGCUCUGGCUAUUAUAGUUGAUCUCGCAGCUCCAAAUGUAAAGAUACUGGGUAUCACCUGCUGUUUUGGAAACGCUGAUGUGGAUAAUGUCUGUCAAAACGUAAUGCGGGUACUGUCGGUCUGUGGACAAACACAGAUUCCGGUCUUCAAAGGGUCUGCAGGCCCUCUAGUCAAAGCUGUGAGGUCUUUAAAAGAUCACUUUGGCACAGAUGGGUUGGGAGAUGUUCUGGAGAACAGAGAUUCCGAGAUUUGGAAGAAUCGGAUACAAAAAGAUCAAGCCGUUCAUGCCAUGAUAAGACUGAUAAAUGAAAACCAGGGAGAGGUUUCCCUCAUAGCUCUUGGUCCACUGACUAACUUGGCUUUGGCUGUAAAAUUAGAUCCCACACUGCCUCAAAAACUCAAGGAUUUGUAUAUUAUGGGUGGUAAUAUGGAAGGCAUGGGAAAUGUGACGCCAUGUGCAGAGUUUAAUUUUGGAAUGGAUGCAGAAUCAUCUUACAUAGUUUUAGAGGAAUAUACCUGCACGACACACAUUGCAACCUGGGAGUUUACUUGCAGAAGCAAACUGCCUUGGGAGUUUUUUGAUGAGCUGGUCAAUCAGGAUACAUCGGCUGCUCGAUUCAUGAAGAAGAUAACUUCAAAAUGCUGGGCCUUUUCUAGAGACUUCGGCAUCAACAAGAAAGAUUUCCUUUUUGGGCAAGGGUUUGUGCCUUAUGAUGCGUAUGCCGUUGCAGCUUGUGUAGACAGCAGUGUUAUUACAGAGAGUGUAGAGUGUGCUGUACGUGUGGAGAUGCAAGGUGAACUGGGACGAGGCAUGAUGGUUUUGGAUCCAUCCAAUACACUGAACAAAGGCCAUCGAGUGUUUGUGAUGAGGAAAUGUGACGACCUGAAGUUUAGUGCAAUGCUCAAAACGUCUUUACAGAUAGCAUAGAAACAUGUUUCUUUCUGUAAAAGGUAGCUAAUGCAUAACUACUGUCUGUGGGACUAUAAGAAUGAAUGUCA
Molecule: messenger RNA, 1114 nt
Organism: Triplophysa rosa
Lineage: Eukaryota; Metazoa; Chordata; Actinopteri; Cypriniformes; Nemacheilidae
Exons: 6
Coding region: 39-1043 (334 amino acids)
Molecular function (GO): hydrolase activity, hydrolyzing N-glycosyl compounds
Source: RefSeq, a predicted model, not a curated record